AUGUAUAAAGAACCAGAUAGAGAACAAGAUUUAGAACAAGUUACAGAACAAGAAAUAGAAAAAAAUAUAGAACAGGAUAUAGAAAUGGAUAGAGAACCAGAGAGAGAACAAGUUACAGAACAAGAAACAGAACAGGAUAUAGAAAUGGAUAGAGAACCAAAUAGAGAACAAGAUGUAGAACAAAUUACAGAACAAGAAACAGAAAAAGGUACAGAAAAAGAUACAGAAAAAAAUACAGAACCAAAUACAGAGCUUUCGAAAAAAAUUGGACGUAAACGUAAGGCAAACCCUAAGAACUGGAUAUUUGUAAGAGCAAAAAUUUUACGAAAUCAUGGCAAAUCGUACGUGACUAAAAAAACAAAGUAA
This is a messenger RNA of Parnassius apollo (apollo), 366 nucleotides long. NCBI's taxonomy places the organism in Eukaryota, Metazoa, Arthropoda, Insecta, Lepidoptera, Papilionidae. The record is from the annotation of a GenBank genome assembly.